Molecule: messenger RNA, 918 nt
Organism: Argentina anserina (silverweed cinquefoil)
Lineage: Eukaryota; Viridiplantae; Streptophyta; Magnoliopsida; Rosales; Rosaceae
Exons: 1
Coding region: 1-918 (305 amino acids)
Source: RefSeq, a predicted model, not a curated record
AUGGUUGAAAGGUGUCUUAUCGCAGCUUCUUUGGCAGCUUUGGUUUGUCACCCAAGUUCCACCAUAAAAUGCUUCAAACCCAAGCCACGAUCGCCACAAGAAGACCACUCAAAACGACACCUCUGUUCUUCACCAAAAGACUCAAAACGACUUCUUUUCAAGGAAGAAGAGGAAGAAAAAGUAGUAAUACUACCUUCGAAACACCAGGAAAACCUCCACCCCCACCAUGCAAGUCGUUCUUCUUCAAAGCUCAAGGAGAAGAAAUUGAUCAAGGCAUUUUCAGAGCUUGUUGAGAAAGAUCAUCCUGUUGGGAUUGUAGAGAGUAUUGUGAGAUCAGGCUGGGCUAGUAGUGAAGUAGGCCUCAAGAUUGAGAAGGUGUUGAGGGUAAAUCAUAGUAAAAAUGUGCUUCGAAGGCUCGAAGAGUACAGAGAAGACGUGAAAGCUACUUACAAAAAGGGUAGGAUUUUAAAGAGGAUGGAGAAGUUGGUGGUGGAUGGGAAUGAGCUUUUGCAAUUCCAUGGGGCAACAGUUACUUGCUCUCUAGGCAUCAAUGGUGACACUAGCAUUUGUCAGCGGAAAUGUUGCCAAGUUUGCAGAAUGAUAACUUCAGAGCUUUCAGACGACGAUGGAACAAUCUCGUUUUUCGGGACCAGCUGGAUGGCUCAUCAGAAGGUGAGUAGGGAAUGCUUGAAGAAAAAGAUGACUGCAAGGAAGGCCCUGGUGAUAUGUAAAGUGAUUGCAGGUCGAAUUGCUCAUUUUCAUGCACAUGGACUCAUGGACAACGACGGAGGUGAGUUUGAUUCUGUGAUGGCAUGGAACGGGAAUCAGUUUAGCGAUUCCAAAGAGCUCUUGAUUUUGAAUUCGGAGGCUGUUCUUCCUUGCUUUGUGAUCAUAUAUAAUGUCGAUAAGCCUUCAUGA